Molecule: messenger RNA, 798 nt
Organism: Agelaius phoeniceus (red-winged blackbird)
Lineage: Eukaryota; Metazoa; Chordata; Aves; Passeriformes; Icteridae
Source: RefSeq, a predicted model, not a curated record
AUGGUAUUCUUGGAGGAAACUCAUCUCAGGGGUGGGCUGAGCCUCAUUCCCUCACUUUUUGUCUUUUAUUUGUCUUUUAUGGCACUGGGCUACCCCAGGAAGGAGGGAAUUUCAAUUUCUGCAGUGCCACAGCUCUCAGUUCUUCUGCUUAAUCCUUCAGAUCCUGGGCUGCAGCCAGAAGAAAUCUGGACCAUCCUAUGGAAAAUAGACUUGGAAGUACACAGGGAGCAGAGGCCUGAGGGCUGGGAGUUUCCCUGUACAGUGAUGUUGGGGACCGGGGCGUUGCGGCGCGCGCUGGCCGCGGCCGUUCUCCCCUUCCUCAUCCUCUCAGGACACUGGGCUGCAGCUGAGAACAUCAACUUCUACAACAUCAGGCCUCCACUAGACCCCACUCCAUUCCCGAACAGCUUCAAGUGCUUUACCUGCGACAACGCCGUGGACAACUACAACUGCAACAGAUGGGCUGAGGACAGGUGGUGUCCUGAAAGCACUCGGUACUGCCUGACCGCUCACCUGUUCACGGCGCGCGGGGAGAGCACCUCGGUCACCAAGAGAUGCGCCACGGGCGAGGAAUGUCACCUGGUGGGCUGCCACCGCCGCGGGGACAGCGGCCACACGGAGUGUGUUUCCUGCUGUGAAGGCAUGAUCUGCAACGUGGAGAUCCCCACCAACGCCACCAACGCGGUGUUCGCCAUGCUGCAGGCGCGCAGGGCGGCCGCGGGCAGCCGCGCCCUGCCCAGCCUGCUGACACUGGUGACACUGGUGACACUGGUGACAACGGCGCUGUCCUGACACAGC